AUGAACUCUCCUUACGCUACAAUCGUCGACAAUCCGGACUUUCAUCCGGCGAUGACCGCCGAGAAGAUCGAUCGAGCUCUCCGUGCCGGCGACAAGGACGCCAUCGUGAAGCUCAUCACCUCCAUCAGUAACAAUCAACGACAACUGCUAAGAGAACCAUACCGAAUCAAAUAUGGUAAGGACAUUAUCACCGCGUUGGACAAGAAGUUUAGCGGCGAUCUUGAGAAGACCAUCUUUGCACUUAUGGACACUCCUCUUGACUAUGAUGUCAAGCAGUUAAAGCAAGCAAUGAAGGGUCUCGGAACCGAUGAAGGGGUGCUGAUCGAGAUCUUAUGCUCACGAACACCCGAACAAAUGAAAGCGAUUCGAAUCGCCUAUGAGAGGGAAUAUAAGAAACCGCUUGAGCAGGAGGUCGCAUCAGAAACUUCUGGAGAGUUCAAAGACCUCCUGGUCGCUCUCGUUACUGGUAGCAGAGACAGCAGUCAUGACACUAACGAUGCGAUGGCCAAAGAUGAUGCAAUUCGUCUCUUUGCUGACGGUAAAGCAAAAUUAGUAGCUAAAGAUUCCCCUUCUCACUUUCUAAAAAUCCUAGCCACUCAGAAUCAGUAUCAACUGAGAAAGGUGUUCGCUGAAUUUGCUAAACUUUCUGGGUCAUCAAUAGAGAAAGCAAUCGAAAAGGAAUUCAGCGGUGAUCUCCAAAAGAGUUAUUUGACAAUUGUUCGAGCUGCUUCUGACAAACAGAAGUUCUUUGCCGUGCAGCUGUAUAACUCAAUGAAGGGUUUGGGAACUCGUGACAACGAUUUGAUUCGUGUUCUUGUAACUCGUUCCGAAGUCGACCUCGAGCUCAUCAAGCAAGAGUUCCAAGCACUCUAUAACAAGUCGCUCGAGGAAAUGAUUAAGGGUGAUACUUCCGGACAGUAUCGUGACGCUCUUUUGGCGAUUGUCAUGGGAAAUCGUAACUGA
Molecule: messenger RNA, 963 nt
Organism: Angiostrongylus costaricensis
Lineage: Eukaryota; Metazoa; Nematoda; Chromadorea; Rhabditida; Metastrongylidae
Source: the annotation of a GenBank genome assembly